Messenger RNA from Etheostoma spectabile (orangethroat darter), 798 nucleotides. RefSeq names its product cytochrome b-245, alpha polypeptide (gene cyba). The transcript has 6 exons. Bases 166 to 726 code for a protein of 186 amino acids. Gene Ontology annotation, molecular function: heme binding. NCBI's taxonomy places the organism in Eukaryota, Metazoa, Chordata, Actinopteri, Perciformes, Percidae. The record is from RefSeq and is a predicted model, not a curated record.
CCUUGCCUCCCAGCGUACACACACACACACACACACACACACACACCCCUCACAUCUCACAUCUCACAUCUCGUAAAUUCAUUUUCUUCCUUGUUAGCAGCCAAAGCUGUGCGUUUCUGUGUAGUGAGAUCCAGCGGUUGGCAGAGGGCUGUUUAAGUGAACGCAAUGGGGAAAAUAGAGUGGGCGAUGUGGGCCAAUGAGCAGGCUCUGGCUUCAGGACUUAUUCUCCUCGCUGGAGGCAUUGUGGGGGUGGCUGGACAGUUCAGAGGCUGGCAGUUUGCUGCUUAUGCUGUUGCUGCUGGGGUGUUUGUGUGUCUACUUGAGUACCCUAGAAGCAAGAGGGCCAAGGGCACAAGUGUAGAGAGAACGGGCCAGUACUGCUUCACCGUGUGUGUGAAAUCCUUUGGGCCAUUGACAAGAAACUAUUACGUUAGAGCUUUUUUACAUGCCGCAAUCUGUGUACCUGGAGGUUUUAUGCUUGCAACUGUCCUCGGAUGUGUCUGCCUCGGCAUUGCUAGCCUCAUCUAUCUUGCAGCAGCUAUCCGAGGUGAACACUGGGAACCUAUUCUUCCACAGAAGGAGACAACUCGAAAGACGGACCCAAUCAGCGUGAGGAAUCCCCCGGAGAUGCCACCACCGAGACCUCCUCCUGAGGUGCGCAGGAAACGGGUAGACGACCUGGAGGGAGCAGCCUAUGACAACCCAAUCCCUGUUAACGACAAAUGAAUAGUGAAGCUAGUCUAGACUGGACUAGAUGUUGGGUCCACACCAUACCUCAACCUGCAGAGAAAUACUUUU